UGUUCCUGUUUCAGUUUACUGUCUGGCUAUCCGUGGGGAUAUGAUCCACAACAUGACACCAUAUCAUAAACAUGCUAUAAGAAUCAAAACCCAAUUCUUCAAUGUUCCUUUUCUAUAUUAACUGGCAUGCUAAGCAGCCAAUUCAGUUUCUAUAGUAGUAGAAAACAUUCCUUUGCUAUGGCAAUGAAGUUAUGUUCCCUUGUGGGCACCUGCAGGCGUUUUCAGCCUCACAUUCUUAUGGUUUUAGCGCAGAUUGUCUAUUCUUUUCUGUAUUUUAUAACAGAAGCUUCGUUUGAUCAUGGCAUGAAUCCUCAUGUUUACAUUACUUACAGACAUACACUGGCAGGAAUUAUGAUGCUGCCUUUUGCGUACUUUCUUGAAAGAAAAAUAAGGCCAAAGUUGACGGUAGCUCUUUUCCUGGAGAUUUUUGUUCUCUCUCUUCUAGGAGUCAGUUUGACUUUGAACAUGUAUUUUGCAAGCUUGAAGUUCACCUCUCCUACAUUUCUUGCAUCAAUGAUCAACACCAUAGCUUCCGUGACUUUUGUACUAGCAGUUAUCCUCAGGCUGGAGGUCAUCGAACUUCGAAACCCUCGUGGUAUAGCCAAGGUACUCGGAACUUUGGUUUCCUUGGCUGGUGUCAUGACCAUGACUUUAUUCAAGGGGCCUAUACUGAAGAAUCUCUGGCGCCCUAUCAUCCAUCUGCAAGGAGGCAACACAGUCAUCCAGGAUGAUUGGCUGAAGGGAUCUGUUUUAACUGUAUCAAGCUGCAUAACAUGGUCCAUAUGGUAUAUAAUGCAGGCAUACACAUUGAAAAGGUAUCCAGCACAAUUGUCGCUGACUACAUGGAUGAAUUUUGUUGGAGCUGCUCAAUCAGCAGUAUUUACAGUUAUUGCACAUCACAAGAGAGCUGAUUGGACGAUUGGCUUCAACAUUGAUUUCUGGUCUACCAUUUAUGGAGGGGUUGUCAUUUCUGGUAUGGUGACCUUGAUUCAGCUGUGGUGCACUGGACAAAAAGGACCGGUUUUUGUGACAAUGUUUAAUCCACUUUCGACAUUAUUGGUGGCAAUUCUGGCCUACUUUGUUCUUGGAGAAAAGUUGUACCUAGGCAGCAUAGUGGGUGGAGUUAUUGUGAUUUUUGGUCUUUAUUUGUUGCUGUGGGGCAAAAAAAAUGACCAUGAAGCACCAAUGUCCGCGGAUGAGGAAGGCAUCCCACAGCUGGAAGACCCAAAGAAGCUAAACUUCUCUUCAGAGGCAAAAUACGUAAGCGGAGAACCUUAAGAUUACUCCACUUCCUCCAGGGGAAAAAAUAAUUACACGCUGUUAUAGCACAGACAGAUGAUUCAAAUGCUAGGAGGAAGAUAGAGCAUCAAGUACAGGAAAGAGACUUCGACAAUGGAGGCUUCCCAAAAAAAAAAAAAUGGAAUUUUACAAUUUAAUGAAGCAAAUCUCUUCGACAGAUUCUAUCUCAAGAAGCCAAAGAGAAUAAAAGACUUUCAUGGCAAAAUAUCUGAAUAACCUCCUGAUAAUUUUUGCCCCUAUGAGCUAGUCUAUCUCACACAUGAAAUGAAAGAUCUUGCUUAAUUCUGAACACAAGUACUGCUGUGUCAUGCCUGCUCUGCUUUGUUCCAUUUUUCCUUUUCUUGCACCAUAAUCUAUGCACUGGCGAUGGGCUGGGGAGGUAGAGAAGGGAACCGAGAGAGGGGUUUUUAGCGAACCUGCCAUAAUGUAACCUCAAUGUAUCACAAAAUGGUCCGUCCAAAUCCCUGAAAAUCUAAGCAUCCCAAGUCAGGAUUGUGAUCAUCAAUGUCAAGUAGACAAUGUCUCUCAAGCCUUACUGUAUUCUUGUUUCAUGUUUACCUUCACAAAGUAAUGAUGUUAUACUACUUUCGAGAUA
Messenger RNA from Coffea arabica (coffee), 1894 nucleotides. RefSeq names its product WAT1-related protein At5g07050. Gene Ontology annotation, molecular function: transmembrane transporter activity. NCBI's taxonomy places the organism in Eukaryota, Viridiplantae, Streptophyta, Magnoliopsida, Gentianales, Rubiaceae. The record is from RefSeq and is a predicted model, not a curated record. Gene Ontology annotation, cellular component: membrane.